This is a messenger RNA of Aspergillus puulaauensis, 1161 nucleotides long. RefSeq names its product NAD(+) diphosphatase. Bases 1 to 1161 code for a protein of 386 amino acids. Gene Ontology annotation, molecular function: NADH pyrophosphatase activity. The transcript has 3 exons. The record is from RefSeq and is a predicted model, not a curated record. Gene Ontology annotation, biological process: NADP+ catabolic process; NAD+ catabolic process. NCBI's taxonomy places the organism in Eukaryota, Fungi, Ascomycota, Eurotiomycetes, Eurotiales, Aspergillaceae. Gene Ontology annotation, cellular component: cytosol.
AUGUACACACCGAAAACACCCAACACAUCGGAUACGACCGUUGGGUAUAACUUCUCCGACAGAGAGAUAGUAAACUACUUCUCUGAUUCUCCACUUAAUCGUGUAUCAUUCUUGCGAACCGAGCCCGAAUUCCUUUCUUUGGCUUUGAAGCAUCCGACCGCCCAAUUCCUCCUCUUCAAUAAUCUUGCUCCCCUUACAAGGUCUCCCACCGAAAUAUACUAUGCGAAACAUGAUGAAAUCUCCCAACUCGUCCCGGAAGACACCUUUAAGCAGUCCGAGGAGGAGCUGAUCAAAGGCUCUGAUGCUCGUGAUACGCACGCAGCUGUAAUCUUCCUUGGGCUACGGACCUGCGAUAGCGGGAGCAGCUUCUCAUACAAGAUCUACUCAGGAGCACCAUUCUUCGCAGUCGAUGUUACUCCAGAGGCGUCUCGGGCACCACAAGAUGCCAGUCUGCUGAUUAAGUCGAUGGAAGAGCAAGGGCUAUUUUUCCACCAAACCCGAGUUUUGAACACGCUUCCUGGUGAAGACGCUGCCAUAUAUGCUCAGGCACGUUCAUUGGUAGACUGGAACACCCGUAACAGGUUUUGCGGUAUUUGCAGUGGCCUGACCGUAUCUGUGAAUGCGGGCACGAAGCGUGUGUGUCUUUCUUCCAACAAAAUAGAGCCCAACUUGCAGCUCAAGUGCAGCAUCCGUACGAUACCUUCAAACUUAUGCUUCCCCCGUACUGACCCUACCAUUAUUUCGGUGGUCCUUUCUGCCGACGGCAAGCGAGUCCUUCUUGGGCGUGGUAAGCGCGCACCACCAAAGCGAUACUCGGCGCUCGCGGGCUUUAUUGAGCCUGGGGAGUCCGUGGAAAAUGCAGUCCGGAGAGAGGUGUGGGAGGAGGCUGGCGUGAUUCUCUCACGGGUGUCUAUUCAUUCUACACAGCCUUGGCCGUAUCCAGCGAAUCUGAUGAUUGGGGCCAUUGGCCAGUGCCACAAGGAUCAUGAGGAUUUGACACUUGAGCAUGAUCAUGAGCUGGCGGAUGCGCGUUGGUACAAGCUUGAAGAAGUCAGGGACGCGCUUAACGGUACCGGUGACCUACAGUUGCCCCCCGCGACUGCCAUUGCCAACCAGAUGCUUCGCUCAAUAGUCAAAAGCUACUUCUGUUUAGAUGGAUGA